This is a messenger RNA of Pectinophora gossypiella (pink bollworm), 7496 nucleotides long. RefSeq lists its product as uncharacterized. The transcript has 2 exons. Gene Ontology annotation, molecular function: nucleic acid binding. Lineage: Eukaryota; Metazoa; Arthropoda; Insecta; Lepidoptera; Gelechiidae. Bases 136 to 5610 code for a protein of 1824 amino acids. The record is from RefSeq and is a predicted model, not a curated record. Gene Ontology annotation, biological process: DNA integration.
UAUUUUUGGUCCGUCGAGCCGGAUUUUCAGAUUCCAGAAAGUAUUUUCUAGUUUCGUUUCCAUUUUCUAUUGCGUACAUACGUACCUACCUAGUUUCUUUGUUCAUUUUCGUGUUCGCCAUCUUUGCCACGCAUAAUGUCGGACGAUGAAAUAGUGAAGGAAUCUCGCGUAUCAGAGAAUAUUCCUUUUUCCAAGAGUAAUCUUUCAUAUCAACAAGAUGUUUUCGAGCGAGAAGUAAUCUUAGACGAUUUGAAACGUACCCUGCAGUUCGCAACCACCGAUGAACAAAAGUUUCGUUCGCGAACUAUCGAUAUAAAUUCUCAUCAAAAAAAGUUUAGCAAAUUGCAAACUAAAAUUGAGAAAUAUUUGAUGCUUAAUAACUUGUUUAAUAAGGAAGAGCAGAUCAAAAUUCGUAACGAUUUCGAUGACUAUUAUCAUGCUAUUAUUACGCAUUCUAAUAAACUUAAAAGGGCAGACGAGCAGUGCAGACGCGCUAGUAGUUUACCUUUAAUUCAAUUAAAGAAAUCGAAUACCAAUGCAAAAUUGCCAAAAUUGUCUUUACCCACUUUUUCUGGUAAUUACGCUGACUGGAAUUCAUACCGGGAUUUAUAUGAUUCACUCGUACAUUGCAAUACUGACUACACUAAUGUCGAAAAAUUCCGUUACUUACUUCUUACAUUAAAAUACGAACCUUAUAAUCUAAUUAAAUCAAUUUCUAUUACGGAGGAUAACUAUCAAGGAGCUUAUGAUAUUUUAAUAAAACGGUACGACAAUAAGAGAAAAAUCGCAACCCAUCAUCUUGAAAAAAUUUUAGAUAUCGAACCGUGUAAUGAUAAAAAUAUUAAUUCUUUGCGUAUUUUCCUAAAUACUUAUCACGAACAUAUUAAAGCCCUUGAAGCCUUAAAUUUUGAUUUUCAGAACAAUUUAGAGUGGAGUUUUAUCAUAGUGACAAUUUUAUUGCGUAAAAUACCUAUUUCAUUCCGUAGAGAGUUCGAACGAAAGUUACCAUUGCAUACGAGUAUACCCGCGGUUGAAAGUUUAAUUACCUUCCUUGAGCAUGAAUUGGCCGCAUGCGAAAUUUCUAAUCCCAAUUGUGGGCAGUUUACAAAAACUGCGUCGGACAAUUUGAAUUCCAAGCAGUUCCGUAGUGGAAGCGCUAGCAGUGGUGCCAACAUGAUGAACAAAUCAUUUGCGCACAAGCGAACAUUCGCAGCUGGCUUCACGCCACAAAAUAUCGAGUCCGCGUAUUCUGCAAGCAAUAUUGAAUCUAAUAUACAAGGUGCGAAGGCGUAUAGUUGUUUGUUGUGUGAUGCUCAACAUACGUUGACAAAAUGUUCUAAGUUUCUUAACCUUACCCCUUCGGAAAGGUAUUCUUUUAUACAAGAAAAAAAUGUGUGUUUUAAUUGUUUGCAUGUAGGUCAUGACGUAAGACAUUGCAAAUCUAGUUUCGUUUGUCGUUCCUGCAAAAAACGUCAUCAUACUUUAUUGCACUUUGAGAGUAACAAACAGUCCUUAAGCUGUAUGAAUGAACCCGGUUCACUCACGCAAGGUGGUUCUUUGAACGAUAAUAAUUCUAUUUCGCUUUCUCCCAACAAGAAUGUUUAUGCGUCCUCCUCGGACACUUCUAUUAUGAAAACCUCGGAUAGUGGGCAAGUGGCGAUGACUUCAUCCGUGGUAGGGGAUCGCUCGCGCGCAAUUUCAUCCAAGGCGCCUUUUGUUCGAACGGGUACCGUUCUACUGUCAACCGCACUCGUCGAUGUAUGUGUUAACAAUACGAAGCGAUCGACUGUGCGUUGUCUUAUUGAUACCGGUAGUCAAGUAUCUUUUAUUUCGGAGGCUUGUGUACAGCGUUUAAACAUAGCUAAAAAACAUGUAAACUUUCCACCUGUUUUCGGUAUUAACGAAGAUAAACCGGUACAUCCUAAAGGUGCUGUUUUCUUUCAAGUUGCGCCGAGAAAUAAAUCAAGUCCGAUUGUUAACAUUAAUGCGUUAGUUUUGCCAAAGUUAAUGACAACAAAUAUGCCUGCGUGCCCACUCCCUUCUACAGGGUGGUCACAUAUUGAAAAUUUGACCUUAGCUGACCCUGAAUUUUAUACUCCACAACCCGUGGAAGUUUUACUCGGUGCUGACGUACUCUCUGAGAUUUUAUUGUAUAACACUAUAACGGGUUUACCAGGGUCACCCAUUGCUAUGAAUAGCAUUUUUGGUUAUCUUCUUUUGGGAAAGAUAGAUUUCGAUUCAGUUUCGAUUUCAACCCCUAUUCAUGCGUGUCACAGCUCCUUCUCCGAGGACUUUGACCUUAAGCGCUUUUGGGAACUGGAAUCAGUUUCAGAACAAAAGUCUCUCACUCCUGACGAACUUUUGUGUGAGAAAAUUUAUAAUGAUACACACAUACGUGAUGAUUCCGGACGGUACGUGGUGGCGCUGCCGUUUAAACCCGACGCACCGCCACUCGGCGAAUCCCGGGAUAUUGCUGUUGCUAGGUUCCGUAAAUUGGAGUGCAAACUCGAACGCAAUCCGCAGCUCAAACGCGAUUACCACGCUUGCCUCCAAGAGUAUAUUGAUCUCGAUCAUAUGGAGUCUGUGGAUAGUCAAGCAGCUGUAUCGAGCUCGUACUAUAUUCCGCACCACGCCGUGGUCAACCAAUCGAGUGAAACCACAAAAACCAGAGUAGUCUAUGAUGCAAGUUGCAAGACUACCCAAGGAAAUUCCUUGAAUGAUAUUUUAUUAGUCGGACAAAAGCUUCAUUUAGACAUUGUCGAUGUCUUAUUAAAGUUUCGCAUUCAUUCUAUUGUUUUUACCGCGGACAUCAAACAAAUGUAUCGCAACAUUUUAAUUCGGGAGCAAGACAGGGAUUUCCAACGUAUAGUAUGGCGCUCAUCUCCUCAAGAUCCACUGCGUGAUUACCGUCUUAAAACGGUAACGUUUGGUGUAAGCUCUUCACCGUACCUUGCACUACGCACCAUGCAGCAGCUCGCCCAAGACGAGGCGGCUCGCUUCCCUCGCGCUGCGCGAGUGUUGCAGAGCGAUGUUUUCGUUGACGAUGUGGUUUCGGGCGACAACAGUGAGGCUGGUGCACUUACGUUGCAGAGAGAGCUAGUGGACAUCUGCCGGACAGCAGGCUUCGAGCUUCAUAAAUGGCAUAGCAAUUCCGCGGCCAUUCUGGCUGCAGCUAGGCCUGAUUGUUCUGACGGUGAGCGGCGCGAUAGCGUCCUAUUCGCAGAGAUGGAGAAUGAUAAAAAAAUUAAAGUUUUGGGUCUCCAAUGGCAUCCUAAAAAUGAUGCUUUUGCCUUUAGUGUCAAAACAAACAGUGAAAUUUGUACGAAGCGUUCGAUUCUAUCGGAAAUUGCAAGAAUUUACGACCCACUCGGGCUUUUAUCCCCUGUCACUCUUUUUGCAAAACAUUUAAUACAACUUUUAUGGAUUGCACGCGUGGAUUGGGAUGAAACCCCACCACAAGAAAUCGUUAAUUCUUGGUCUACUUUUGUUAGUGAACUUCCACUUUUAACUCAAGUUUCUUUUCCGCGUCAUGUGUUUUCUAAAAACCGCCUUAUACAGCUUCACGGCUUUUCCGACGCAUCUGAGCGGGCGUACGCCGCUUGUAUCUACUUGCGCGUACAAAAUGAGGAAGGAGAGGUAGAUAUUUCAUUGUUACUAGCAAAAACACGAGUUGCUCCUACUAAACGUAUUUCGAUACCACGUUUAGAGCUGAUGGCGGCAUUAUUAUUAGCAAAAAUUAUGCAAAAGGUUUUACAUACCUACGUUGAGCUUAUUUCGCCUGAUCAAUUGUUUGCGUGGUCCGAUUCCACAAUCGUACUUUCAUGGUUACGUGCCGCCCCUCAUGAGUGGAAAACCUUCGUUUCCAAUCGUAUUACGGAAAUAUUACAAGCUGUACCUACGGUACACUGGCGCCACGUACCUUCCGCAGACAACCCUGCCGACGCGGCUUCGCGAGGCAUGUUACCUGCUUCAUUUUUAGAGCAUGAUUUGUGGUUUCACGGCCCACAGUGGCUACACGAGGAGGAGAGUGUCUGGCCUGUACUUCAUGAGAAGAUACAUACUGAAGAAGAAAAACGUAGUGUUGUGAUUGUAUCCAAUCCGUCUCUUUCUUCUACUCCGCCCGAUGCAGUAGAAAUUAUUUCGCGUUUUUCUUCUCUCGGUAAACUAGUACGAGUUACGGCGUUAAUAUUUCGAUUUAUUGAAAAAAUCAAAAAUCCGAAAACUACAUUUCCUUCGCAUAUUACAGUGCCAGAAUACAAUUUUACCCUAAAUCGACUUAUUUUUCUUGUACAACAUUCUGUUUUUAGUGAAGACAUUAAAAAAUUAUUAAACGGUAAAGAGGCUUCCGAUAAAGUAAGGAGAUUAAAUCCUUUCGUUGAUAAAAGUGAAUUCCUUCGUGUAGGCGGACGUAUUCAUAAGUCACUUUUACCAUUUGACUCGAAACAUCAAGUCAUUUUACCUAAGAACCAUCCACUUACAAUUUUAAUUAUUGAUGACGCACACAUAUCUAACAUGCAUUCAGGUGCACAAAGCACGCUGCACCUAUUAUUACAGAGGUACUGGAUAUUAUCUAGUCGGAACGUCGUUCGGUCUCGCAUACAUCGUUGUGUCCGUUGUUUCCGCGCGCGACCGCCGCGCUCACAGCCUUCGAUGGCUACGCUCCCCGCGACACGAUUACGUCCGGAACGUCCUUUCUUAAAAACCUCAGUGGACUUCGCCGGACCCUUUUAUGUUCGCGCAAACAAAGUGCGUAAUGCCAAGAUAACUAAAUGUUAUGUGGCCGUGUUUGUUUGUAUGUGUGUGAAGGCUAUACACCUUGAACUAGUGUCGGAGCUUUCCACUGAGGCUUUUCUAGCUUCAUUACGACGUUUUACAUCGCGCCGAGGUUUAUGUAAAGAUAUUUACUCGGACUGCGGUAGAAAUUUUGUAGGUUGUGACAGAUAUUUACAGGAGUUAUAUAACUUUUUACGAACUGAUAAGAUUCAAAGUACGCUCAAUAAUAAAAUACUUGAGCAAGGUAUAACGUGGCAUUUUCAGCCACCUUAUGCGAGCCAUUUUGGCGGACUUUUCGAAGCUGGUGUUAAAAGCUUCAAACACCACCUUCAUCGAGUAAUAGGUAAUCGCACGUUAACUUACGAUGAGAUGCACACUUAUUUAUGCCAAAUUGAGGCGAUACUUAACUCUCGCCCGCUCUGUGUGUUGAGUGCCGAUGCGAAGGAUGCCCUUCCACUUACUCCAUCUCAUUUUCUUAUCGGUGAGCCGCUGACGGCUAUCCCUGACGUUUCAUUAGAGGAAACGAAUCCUAGUCGUCUCGUUCGGUGGCGUUUAAUCCAACAGUCCAUUCAGCAUUUUUGGAGGCGAUGGAGUCGUGAAUAUUUACACGAAAUUCAACAACAGAACAAAUGGUUUAAAGGCCGCGGGUCUCCUGUUAGUGUAGACAGUAUUGUUGUAAUUUGUGACGACAAUUCGCCGCCUCUCCAGUGGAGACUGGCGCGUGUGCAUGCUGUCCAUCCUGGAUCAGACGGGAUAACGCGCGUUGUAACUUUACAAGUUGGUAGUAAUUUUAUUAAGCGACCAGUUGUAAAGAUUUGUCCUCUUCCUAUUUCUUAGAGAGUUUAAAUACUAAUAACUUAGUUUUAAUUUCACGUAUGUAAGCAUGUUUCUUUUAUUUAUUUUAAUUUCACGUAGAUUAAUGUAGGCAUGUAGGUACCUAAAGUUCGUGGCUUCCGUUCAUUCAAUUUGUUAAAAGAUCCUACGUACUUUUAAGGUGAGCGGCAUGUUCCGUAAUGGAACAGAUUUUCCUACGAAAAUAUAUUUCUGGAAUCUGGAUUGAUUUUCUUUGCAUUAUUUGUAUUUUUUACGAGUCAUGAUAGUUUGCAUUUUUUCCGUUUCUCCGAUGGCGCCACAAUCAGCGCUAAUUUCAUUAUGGACGAUCUAAUGAAUGAAAUCUUCUUGUCAAUUGAAAAGUUGUUGACACAUUGCUCUGAAGGCAGUUGCAUAUCGCAUACACCAGUAACGUCUUCAAAAUUAUCUCGUCGUGUGUGAUGUUAUUCUUUUGUUACGGAAACAAGAGAAGUGUGAAGAAAAUACUUGCUGGAGUGCAGCCCCGGGAUAACUAAGAUUGUGUUAUAUGAGUAGGCAAACCUUCUGAAGACAUACGCCGGGCCCGGCAAACCCAGUGCGCACGGCAUUCCAGGAGUUCGUUCUGACGAUCAAGAAGGAAUAUCACACAGGAUUCAUCAUCGUGCAAAUGUUGAGGUUAUGCUGCUCUACAUCAUACGUACUAAAGAAAUAAAUAAAAAUAAUUAACGAAAAUAACAUAAGUGUGAGAGUAGAAUCUGUGACGCCAACUAAAGUAAUACAUGAACAGUGUCUUCAGCUAUAAUUAAUAAAUAAUGUACUAGUGGAAAUGAGACGUUGGUUUUUAUAAUUGGAAGUGGAAUUUUAUAAUUAUUUUCGAUUCAUCAUCAUCAUCAGCCCAUUAACGUUCCCACUGCUGGAGCACGGGCCUUCCCUACAGAGUGAUAGGGAGAUCGGGCAAUAAACCAUCACGCGGGGCCAGUGCAGAUUGAUGGUUAUUAUCAACUGCUAAUGCAGCCGGGACCAAUGGCUUAACAUGCCUUCCGAAGCACAGAGGAGCUCGAGAUGAAAACUCUUUUUUUUUUGUGGUUCGAUUAUGUUGAAUAAAUUAAUCUUUAAUCUCAAACAUCUUUUUUAACUACUCUCCCAGUAAUAAUUUUUGGGUAGUGACAAGAAUUGAGAAAAGUAUGCUGCAAUAUAUAAUAGUUUAAACAUAUCAAAAGAAUGAAUGAAUAUCAACAGAGUUUUUAAACAAAUGCCAAAAGUAAGUAGGCAAGUACAUCAAACCAUCUAAAUCAGUGAUCAUAUAUGUUUGAGAAAGUUAAACAAAUGUAUCAUAAUAGAAAGUGGAAUUCCAUUGUCUCCGCUCACCUCAGUGGAAAGUUUAGCAUUCAAUUAUUACUAUCAAUUAUGGUUAGCCACACCUUUUUAAAGUAAUAUUAUUGUCGCUAUGCCCUCUCCCUAAAUUAGAAAGAAAGAAAGAAACGUUUAUUAUAAAGGGACACCACAGUAACAAAUACAAAAUAAAUAACAAAUAUAUAAUAUAAAAACUAAUAGCUAACAUAAUUAGCACUCCUAAUUUGGUGAAUAUAAAUCUAUUUAAAAGAAAAAUAAUAGUAACUAGUACAAGCUUAUAGUUAUGUAUAAUUUAUACCUCUUCGAGAGCAUAGCAGAACAGAUUAAGCAGAUUAAUACUGUGCUACUGCUAGUUUCAUGGGACGGCACAUGAAGUACAAAAAUAAAGAUAUUUAAUAUUCAACAUAAUAUAGGAAGUUAUUUACUAUAUUUAUUUUUAGUGUACAAACUACAAACAACCUGGGAUAGAUAUUUGGAAAUAGGUUACGCCGGUGAGGAUAUGGUUUGGACAUGGUGAUUUAAAACUGUCGGGAUAGAAUGGCACAUGAAGUACAGAAUAC